This is a messenger RNA of Coturnix japonica (Japanese quail), 2181 nucleotides long. RefSeq names its product MNAT1 component of CDK activating kinase (gene MNAT1). Gene Ontology annotation, cellular component: transcription factor TFIIH holo complex. The record is from RefSeq and is a predicted model, not a curated record. Gene Ontology annotation, biological process: nucleotide-excision repair; positive regulation of cyclin-dependent protein serine/threonine kinase activity; regulation of transcription by RNA polymerase II. NCBI's taxonomy places the organism in Eukaryota, Metazoa, Chordata, Aves, Galliformes, Phasianidae. Gene Ontology annotation, molecular function: cyclin-dependent protein serine/threonine kinase activator activity.
GGCCCGACCCGGCCGCUCGCAGCGCUGAGGGCCUCGGUGCGGAACGAGCGGGGCGGCGGGAGGUGCCGGGGGGGACGAUUUGGAGACGGACCGGGAGGCGGAAGGAGGAAGGAAGGAAGGGAGCGGAGAGAAACCGAACGAGAAACGAGGGGAGGAGGCGGCGGCCAUGGACGAACAGGGCUGUCCGCGAUGUAAGACCACCAAGUACCGCAACCCAUCCUUGAAGCUGAUGGUCAACGUCUGCGGGCACACGCUAUGUGAGAGCUGUGUGGAGCUGCUGUUUGUAAGAGGGGCUGGGAACUGCCCCGAGUGUGAUACACCACUGCGGAAGAGUAACUUCAGGGUACAGCUCUUCGAUGAUCCUGCUGUUGACAAGGAAGUGGAAAUUCGUAAGAAAGUGUUGAAAAUAUACAAUAAAAGAGAGGAUGACUUUCCCAGCCUACGUGAAUAUAAUGAUUUCCUGGAAGAAAUAGAAGAAAUUGUAUUUAACCUGACUAACAAUGUGGAUUUGGAGAACACCAAAAGGAAAAUGGAGCUGUACCAGAAGGAUAACAAAGAAGUCAUUCAGAAAAACAAGAUAAAACUGACCCGGGAGCAGGAAGAGCUGGAGGAAGCUUUAGAGGUAGAACGACAGGAAAAUGAACAAAGGCGACUACUUGAACAGAAAGAGGAACAGCUACAACAGAUGAUGAAAAGGAAGAAUAAACAAGCGCUCUUGGAUGAACUAGAGAGCUCCAGUCUUCCUGCUUCGCUGCUUUUGGCUCAGCAUAAAGACAGAUCUACUCAGCUAGAAAUGCAACUGGAAAAACCCAAACCUGCCAAACCAGUCACAUUUUCCACUGGCAUCAAAAUGGGUCAGCAUAUUUCAUUGGCUCCCAUUCAAAAGCUGGAGGAAACUUUGUAUGAGUAUCAGCCUCUGCAAGUGGAGACAUAUGGACCACCAGUUCCAGAGCUUGAAAGUUUGGGAAGACUGGGAUACCUGAACCACGUACGAGCCGCUUCUCCACAGGAUCUUGCUGGGGGCUACACUUCUUCUCUCGCAUGUCACCGAGCCUUGCAGGAUGCUUUCAGUGGUCUCUUCUGGUUCCCCAGUUAGCCAGCACACACCAGCUGCAAUAAGGGGAUGCUGGAUGAGGUGAGGAGCAAGAUAAGGCGGCAGAGGUUGGUAAAAUCGCUGCCAUCGCACAAUGGCUAAACUGCAGUCACUUUUCUGUGUCAAACCAGCUGUGUUUCAGUGCUAAAGGAAAAAAAAAACAAACCAACAAAGUCUGCACCAGGGUUUUGUAAAAUGGCAGAUACAUCUUUGUGGAGUGGGGAAGCUCGUUAGUCAUGUGGCGCUUUGCUGAGGGAGGCUGAAGCAAUAAAGCCACAUCUAAUGGAAGAUGUGAAUAACUCAGCUGCGUGUGUUUGAGGUUUAAAAAGAAUGAUACACUUGUAAAUUUCUUUAAAUAAAGCCAGACUUUUUAAGUUUCUAAAGUUCGUGGUUUAACUCUUAUUGCAGGGUUUUAUUUGCACAAGCGUUUAAAUGCCGUUUUGAUUAGAACUUUUAGUGUCAAUAUUCGAGCCUACAUUUUCUUCCCAUAAAACUGGCUUCCCCAGUUCAGACAAGGGGGUUUUUCCUCCUGCCAGCCGGGUGAGAUGAGAAACAAGGGAACUGUGCUGACACGACUCUUGUGUAGGAUCCUUCCUGAUGUCACUCGGUUGUUACCUCUAUCUAGAAAACAAGCCAAGUUUUAGCUGAAGGUCUUUCCACCUUGUUGCUCGAAGGCAGUCGAGGGGAUCUGUGUGUACGGCUGGUUCCUUGAAGUAGUCACAGCUGGUUUUGUUUCCUUAGCUCUGUUUGCACCUCCUGUGCCAAGUGUGCAGGAGCUUCUUUUGGCAGGACCAUCCUCCCCUUUGGCUGCUGGGACAAACCUGGCCGCUGGAUUUGCUGCUUUCAUGUAUCCCUUCCCCUCGCUCACGCUGACUGCAGCAGGAACAGGGUCCUGUCUUGGUGUGCUUUUCCCAUGGGGAUGGAUAAACUGCAGGAGGCUGGAAGCCAUUCAGGACAACGUGUGCCUUUAGAGUAAAGCCUGGACCACGUUUUAUGUCACCCAUUCCUAGUUGUUGAAUACUGCUCUGAGGAGCGUACUGACCAAAUGUAUUUUUUCUGAGUUGUAAUAAAGAGAAGAAUAAGCUCAA